AUGUCGUCAGACCGCAAUGACGAGCAGGAAGACGUCGUCGAAAUGAGGAAGGCGAUUGCAACUGGCAGUGCCAAGGAGGGGCCUGUCGUCUCUUCGAUACCACCCAUAGUAUGCUAUUGCUUCGCGUCAAUUCUCAUGACCGUUGUGAACAAGUUUGUCGUCUCAGGCAGACAAUUCAAUAUGAACUUCCUCCUGCUCUGCAUACAAAGCACUGUCUGUGUCUCGUGUGUGUACCUGGUCAAGAAACUUGGCAUUAUCUCCUUCCGCAACUGGGAUUCCAAGGACGCUAAGGCGUGGUUUCCUAUCAGCUUCCUCUUGGUCAGCGUUAUCUACACUGGGUCCAAGAGUCUGCAAUAUCUUAGUAUCCCAGUGUACACCAUCUUCAAAAACCUGACUAUCAUCCUCAUUGCAUAUGGUGAGGUCAUCUGGUUCGGAGGCCGUGUGACAGGUCUUACACUCGUCUCAUUCUUCUUCAUGGUUCUUUCAUCUUUAAUAGCAGCGUGGGCAGACAUUAGCGAUGCAUUGACUGCGGGGGACCCGGCAGUGUUGGAAAGCGAGGGAUGGGGCUUCCAGCAUUUGUCCGGCAUUGUAUCGAAGAUUAACGUCGGUUACUUUUGGAUGCUCAUCAAUUGCUUGACAAGUGCUGCAUACGUCCUCACAAUGCGCAAGCGCAUCAAGAUUACCGGAUUCUCAGACUGGGAUUCUAUGUUUUAUAACAACUUGCUCUCAAUACCCGUGCUCGCUUUCUUCUCCAUCGUGGCGGAGGACUGGAGCGCUACCAACCUGACGCGUAGCUUCCCGGAGGAGACACGCAACGUCCUCUUCUUUGCGAUCGCGUUCUCAGGCGCUGCGGCGGUGGGAAUUUCGUACACUACUGCGUGGUGUGUGCGCGUAACGAGUAGCACGACGUACAGCAUGGUAGGAGCCUUGAACAAGCUGCCCGUGGCAGCCUCGGGCAUGAUCUUUUUUGGCGACCCCGUCACGUUGGGCUCAGUGUCAGCUGUUUCUGUCGGUUUCUUCGCAGGCGUGGUAUACGCUGUCGCGAAGAACAACCAGAGGAAAGUAGAAAUGGCCGUGCAGAACAACGUUCUGCCCAUGACGCGGAAGCCGUAG
Phanerochaete carnosa HHB-10118-sp is the source of this 1113-nucleotide messenger RNA. RefSeq lists its product as uncharacterized. The record is from RefSeq and is a predicted model, not a curated record. The transcript is spliced from 9 exons. Gene Ontology annotation, cellular component: Golgi apparatus. Gene Ontology annotation, biological process: transmembrane transport. The coding region runs from base 1 to 1113 and encodes 370 amino acids. Gene Ontology annotation, molecular function: antiporter activity; GDP-mannose transmembrane transporter activity. Lineage: Eukaryota; Fungi; Basidiomycota; Agaricomycetes; Polyporales; Phanerochaetaceae.